CUAUAUUCUCUCUCUCUCUGCUCCUCCGCCGCCUUCUAUCCCCGCCGCUUUGACGACAUCGUCAUCCCCACCAUUGAUCACUCCGUUUUCAAUGAGUCCGCUGGCUCCCGCAAACAGACCUACUCGCGCAUCCGCCUCGCCCCGCCUUCAUCUUCCCCUUCCUCCGUCUCCGCCCGCCGCCGCACCCUACAUCUACGUCCCGCCUCCUCCUCCUUCGCCGAUAAUGCCCAAAUCGCUACCCUUCUCAAGCAAUUGUUCACGGCUAAAAUCGACUACACAAAUGGGGGUCGUGCGGGCCACAAACGGAAACGUGGCUGCCCUCCUACGAAUGGAAAAUUGGAGUCGGUUGUGGCGGUUGUUGCGAACAACGUGGAGAAAGACGGGGAAGUCACAAACGCCGUGGAUUUGGCAGCAUUGGGUUUGGUAGAGCAUCCUUAUAAGGAGGAGAUGAGAAGCAGGACCCACGGUUUGGGGACGGAAGAGGAAUUGUUGGAAUUUUUGAAAGGGUUGAGUGGAAAUGAAUUUGGGACGGCACUUCCUGUCGGUUGGAAGCUUUUAAUCUGCGUCAAGAAGAAGAAUGGCACUGCGCAUUUGUAUUGUCGUCGCUACAUAAGCCCCAGUGGACUGCAUUUUGUGUCUUGCAAGGAUGUUUCUUCGUAUUUACUCUCUCUUCAAGGUGUCCAACAUACAGCCACACAUAAUGAUAUUGACAAUGAUGAUAAAUUGACUUCUCGUGCAGUAAUCAUUAAUUCUUUUCAAAUAUGUCGUGAUGGCGGUGUAAAGGGUAGCCCAACUUCCCAUGUUCCAUCUCCCACUCUCGGUUCCGCUUCCAGUAAUCAUGAGAUGCAAAUUGAAAUUGGUGCUGGAGCUUUGUUGGAGAGCAGUUUAGAAGAAAUUUUACAUUGCAACAAGUGCAACGCAAAUUUCAAGGAUAGAGAUGAAUUAUUGCAACAUGAAUCAUCUGUUCACUCAAGAAACAGAUACAAAAAUUCCUUGCACAUUACUGAUCGAGUGAUAAAAAGCAGGUCGAGUACACUUCGUUUGUAG
Messenger RNA from Striga asiatica, 1047 nucleotides. The record is from the annotation of a GenBank genome assembly. NCBI's taxonomy places the organism in Eukaryota, Viridiplantae, Streptophyta, Magnoliopsida, Lamiales, Orobanchaceae.